AUGCGAUGCUUAGAAUUUUUUAAAUCGCCUCUAAUAAUAUAUGAAGAUGAGAUAAAUAGUGUCGUGUGGUGUAGUGAUGUGUUAGUGCCAAACAUGGAACCAUCUCUGCCGCUAGAGGAGGACGAGGGCAGGCCCCAGCAAGGCUCGACUGGCAGCGGCUCGUCCUCUGGUACAGGCUACUAUGGACACAAAAACGGU
Molecule: messenger RNA, 198 nt
Organism: Brenthis ino (lesser marbled fritillary)
Lineage: Eukaryota; Metazoa; Arthropoda; Insecta; Lepidoptera; Nymphalidae
Source: the annotation of a GenBank genome assembly